GAACCAUACAUUUCACUUGAAGACUAAUGUUCAAAGUUGGGAACAGAUUUUCAACGCAGCCGUCGAAGAGUGAAGACAAAUCCAUAAUACAUAAAUGAUGAUUUAAUUCGCCCACCUACUCCACUCUUAUUUGGUUUUAAUUCUUCAGUCGUCACUGCAAACGUGUAAUCUAAGCAUCAAUCAUCUUUAUUAUUAACACAAAGUAGUCACUCUCACUCACACAGUGAAGGAGAAAGCCGUCCAGUUCCAGGAUGAGUAAUGGAAGAGGGAAGGUGGUUUGCGUAACAGGCGCUUCGGGAUACAUAGCUUCAUGGCUGGUUAAGCUUUUACUUGACCGUGGUUACACUGUUAAAGCCACCGUCCGCAACCUCAGCAACCCAAGCAAGGUUGAACACCUGAUGGCACUUGAAGGAGCUAAGGAAAGACUGCAUUUGUUUGAAGCCAACUUAACGGAAGAAGGAUCUUUUGAUUCUGCAAUUGAUGGUUGUGAAUGCGUCUUUCAUACAGCGUCGCCUGUUUUCCUUUCAGUCACUGAUCCUCAGGCAGAACUUCUAGAACCUGCUAUAAAGGGAACACUUAAUGUUCUCAAAUCAUGCACAAAGGUACCAUCAGUUAAACGAGUGGUUAUAACGUCUUCUAUGGCUUCCGUAAUGAAUAACGGGAGACCUCUAACUCCUGAUGUUGUAAUUGAUGAAACCUGGUUUUCGAAUCCAGCAUUCUGUGAGGAAACAAAGCAAUGGUACCCUCUUUCGAAAACCUUGGCAGAGGAAGCUGCAUGGAAAUUUGCACAUGAAAAUGGCAUUGACUUGAUAAUUUUGCAUCCUGGAUUUGUUAUCGGUCCUCUGUUGCAGCCAACUCUCAAUUUAACUUCUGAGGCUAUUUUGAACUUCAUUAAAGAAGGGAAAGAAAUUUUUCCUGAUGGAAUCUACAGAUAUGUUGAUGUUAGAGAUGUUGCUCAUGCACAUAUUCUAGCAUUUGAGAAUCCUUCAGCUAGUGGCAGAUACUGUCUAGUUGGAAUAGUGACAUAUUCUUCUGAAGCUCUAAAGAUUUUAAAUCGGCUUUUCCCUUCCCUCAACCUCCCUGCAAAGUAAGUCUUUAAUAUGCACUAUAUUAAUCAG
Molecule: messenger RNA, 1118 nt
Organism: Olea europaea var. sylvestris
Lineage: Eukaryota; Viridiplantae; Streptophyta; Magnoliopsida; Lamiales; Oleaceae
Product: tetraketide alpha-pyrone reductase 1-like
Exons: 5
Coding region: 252-1091 (279 amino acids)
Molecular function (GO): oxidoreductase activity, acting on the CH-OH group of donors, NAD or NADP as acceptor
Source: RefSeq, a predicted model, not a curated record